Dichotomopilus funicola is the source of this 1173-nucleotide messenger RNA. RefSeq lists its product as uncharacterized. Gene Ontology annotation, biological process: DNA recombination; double-strand break repair. The coding region runs from base 1 to 1173 and encodes 390 amino acids. Gene Ontology annotation, molecular function: DNA binding. The record is from RefSeq and is a predicted model, not a curated record. The transcript has 3 exons. Gene Ontology annotation, cellular component: nucleus. Lineage: Eukaryota; Fungi; Ascomycota; Sordariomycetes; Sordariales; Chaetomiaceae.
AUGGUCAACUCAUACAUCAUCCGUGUGGCCCGAACUGACGAGGAUGGCUCGUUUGUCCUCGGCGAAGUAACACCCUCGGGAUCCAAGCCACUUAACGUUAAGUUUGUCGCCACUGAAGGGGAAGAGCCCUAUGUUGUCAAGUUACGACAUGACAAGAUUGGGGAACUGCGGGCGAGUAGCAGUGCGUGCACGGCGGAGGAAUGGGAGAGCAUACUGAAAGCGCUACUCCUUGGGGCAGAACCUGUUGAGGGUAUUGAGGCGGGCGCAGAGGCGAACGUGGGCAAGUCAAUCACCAUCACCAUCAGGCGGAAGGUGGCCGGUAUCAAUCAACGCCUCGGUUCCCUCACACUCAACCACAAAGCCGAUGAAGCGAUUCAAUUAUUUGACUGGUGCGGAGCCGCUGCCCUACAGCGUGAGAAGUUCCAAGAGACCGCGACCAAGGCAAAGUCCCAAACUUCCAGCCUAGAAGCUAGCAUCGCCGAACUUCGCAGCCAGCUCGAUGAACUCACAACAUCCAAGAGGACAACUGAAACUGAGAUGCUCGAAAAGUUCUGCAUCCUCCUCAACGAGAAGAAAGUCAAGAUCCGGGAGCAGCAGCGUCUCCUCAGCACCGCACAAGUCGACCCGUCCAAGCUCGACGCAGCCCGCGCUUCCCAAGCCGCUCGAUCCACACCUGCUACAGAGCGAAAGCCAGCACCAUCCCGACGUGCCAAACGCAAGGCAUCGGAAGAUGCCUCAGGCGGGAGUUCGUCGUCCGAUUCAGAUGACGGGUUCGAUAAGCCAGCCGCUUCCAAGCCCUCCCUCAAAGCAGCUUCUGAUAAGAUGGAUAUUGACCAAACCGAGUCCGAGAAUGAGCCGCCCCGAGGAGCUCGAAGUGCCAACGCAAGUAAAGACAGCCCCGAGUCAGAAGACCGCGAGACCACCGAUGAAGACGGGACUGAAACAGCGAGUGAGCCAGACGAAGAGCCAGCACCCCCUCCUCCGCCACCCAAAGCCCGGCAGCAGAAGAAGCCGGAGCCUGCGAAGGGACGAGCCGUGGCAGCAGCAGGAGCAAGUAAGGGUGGGAAAGGCAAAGACGUUGUGAUACACCCUCGUCGGCCAGUGAGACGGGCCAAGGCGGCCACACCACCGCCUGCAGAGGCGAGCGAGACGGAAUCGGACGAUGAGUUGUGA